AUGCUACCGUUAGAGCGACGUGGUCCUUGUCCGAUACAUGGUAAAGUUGAAGUUGCCCGUUCGCGUGCGGUGAUAGGCUGCUUACCGCCAUCAAUAUCCGCAAAUCAGAACGCUCAGUUAUGUGUCCACUUCGUUCAUCCCGAUGACUGGCUGGCAGCAAACGUCAGGAUCGAGUUAUUGGAUCAAAAUGGCGGCGGCAUCGAUACGACGAAGACGCUCCGAGAAGAAAAGAAACAGGGCGCGUUCGAGUUCCAACAGCAGAAGAAGAUCGUUGGCGGCCUGCUCUCAAUUGCCAAAAGUGUGAAAUGCAAUUGUGGCCAUUUUGUGGCCAUUUUUCUGAUCCAAUCCUCACAUUCUGAUCCCAACUUUUUUGCGGUAGUUGGCGACCUCGAGAUGCUUGAGAAAACGGUCAAGUCGCUGCAGGUGAUCGGUGUGACGGACGUGAAAGAGGCGCUUGUGGACUUUAAGGGCGCGCACAAACGCACGGCGCUGCAUUUUGCCGCGGCGAAAGGGCGUCGUCAAGUGAUUAAUUACAUCUUGGAACGAGCCCCUGACUGUGUCGAGGCUGUGGAAGAAGAAGGAGCGACCCCGCUGCUGUAUGCAGUCAAGGAGAACUAG
Molecule: messenger RNA, 618 nt
Organism: Peronospora matthiolae
Lineage: Eukaryota; Oomycota; Peronosporomycetes; Peronosporales; Peronosporaceae
Source: the annotation of a GenBank genome assembly